GGGGUGUGGUGGCACAAUCUCGGCUCACUGCAAACUCCGCCUCCUGGGUUCAAGCAAUUCUCCUACUCGGGAAGCCAAGGUGGGAGGAGCACUUGAGCCAGGAGUUUCAAGUCCAGCCUGGGCAACACAGCGAGACCUCCUCUCUGCAGGUUAUAAAUAUUUGCAUCCUAGCUUUCAUGAAGUUGCCUUCCUGAAAUUGAGAAUCAGAUUAGAAAUCUACAGCUGUGAAAAGGGCCUUGUGUGUCACUGGAUUUAACAGUUCUCAAUGGCACCACUCUAGAGAGCUUGGGAAAACAACCUUGCAGGAUUGUGUAUUUUGGUCGUCUUCACAGUUUGCAGAGGGUACCAGUCUUUUCAAGAACUUGAGGCUGAUGUGAGGCUCAAGUUUGUCCUUUUAAGGUCAUCCUGCAGAGUUGAUAAAACUGUAAAUGCUCUUGGUCAUUCUCAUGCUUACUUGGAUUUUAGUAGGCCAAACAAAAUGACAACAGGCCUCUUCUUGUUUUGUUUUGACGUGACCAGCUUAUGAGAUAUUAAGUGCCAGUUUCCUUACUUGGUCUGUUUUUGUUUGUUUUCCCCAAGAUAAUUGAGGAUAAUAGAACUGAUGAGGCAGGCUCCCCUUAAAAAACUCAAUCUGUCAACCAAUAUUUCGUUGCUUCUUAUGUUGGGCAUUGGCUAUGGAGAGUGAGGGAGACUGGAGUGAAGAAUGGUACCUACAUUUCUGCUUUGGGCAUCUGGUGGAUGGUAGUGUUAUUUACCAAGAUAGGGAAUACCAAAAGAAUAGUUUUGGUGUAAGGGUUCAUGAUUUUAUAUAUGUAUAUAUAGGAGUUCUUUUUUCAUUCACUAAUGUCUUACCCAUCUUCUCAUGCCAGUUAAUAAAGUUGCAUGUACUAAUAAUAACCACAUAGAGUUGUAUAACUUAAUCAGUUUGGGUGGUUUUACCACUGUUGGUACUUACCUCUCUUGUAUUCAAUAAUUAAUGUUUGUGGAUACAAAUUAGCAGCUACUGUAUGCCGUGCAAAAUGCUUUACAUAUGUCAUCAAAAAGUUGGUAUCCCUUUUCCAUUUCACAAAUGGGGAAACUGAGGCAUAGAGGUUAAGUAACUGUGAUAUCACACAGCCAAUAAAUGGCAGAAUGAAAAUUUUUAAACAGCUGUAUUGACCUAAAGUCUACAUACCCUAAAGUUCACCUUUAAUGUACAGUUCAUUGGUUUUUAGUCCAGUUGACUCUUGGACAGUGUGGGAGUUAGGAGGACCAACCCCCACAGUCAAAUAUCUGUGUUUAACUUUGACUCCCCUAAAACUUAACUAAUAGCCUGCUGUUGACCGGGAAGGCUUACCAAUAACAUAAACAGUUGAUCGCAUAUUUUGUAUGUUACAUGUAUUUUAUAAUGUAUUCUUACAAUAAAGUAAGCUAGAGAAAAAAUGUUACUAGAAAAUCAUAAGAAAAAAUAUAUUUACUGUUCAUUAAGUGGAAAUGAAUCAUAAAGAUCUUCAUAUUUACUGUCUUCACGUUGAGCAGGCUGAGGAAGAGGAAGGAUUGAUUGGUCUUGCUGUCUCGGGGUGGCAGAGGUGGAAGGAUGUGGAGGGGAUGGAAGGAGAAGCUGGCACAGUCAGUGUAACUUUACAGAAAUAAUUUCUGUCUGACUUUUUGCUUUUUCAUUUCUGUAAAAAUGUUUCUACGUGGUACCAAUCCUAAUUCCACCAUUUGUGUUAGUUUCAGUGCCUGUGAAAUAAAAGGGUCCGUAUUGUAAAAGAAGUCAAAAGCAGCCUUGAAUAAUCGGAACCCUUUUGCCAGAUCAUCUAAUGUCAAUAUGUUUUCUGGCAUUGCUACUUCAACAUCGUCUUCCUUGUCUGGCACUGGUUUGGAGCACUCAUCUCUAUCAAAUUGUCUUCUGCUAAUUCCUCUGGAAGAAGAAGCAGGAAGGAUAAAAGAUUGCUGGGACAACCAGGAAGCACCUGCUCUCUCCACGUGUAGUAAUGCCAAUAUCUUUCGAAGGAUAAAUGCCAUAUUGGAUAAUUCUCUGGAUUUCAGUAGAGUCUGCACUACACCUGUAAACCGAGGAAUUCAUGAUCAUUUGCCAGACUUCCAGGACUCUGAAGAAACAGUUACAAGCAGGAUGCUUUUCCCAACCUCUGCGCAAGAAUCUUCCCGUGGCCUCCCAGAUGCAAAUGACUUGUGCCUUGGCCUGCAGUCCCUCAGUCUGACAGGCUGGGACCGACCCUGGAGCACCCAGGACUCAGAUUCCUCAGCCCAGAGCAGCACACACUCGGUACUGAGCAUGCUCCAUAACCCACUGGGAAAUGUCCUAGGAAAACCCCCCUUGAGCUUCCUGCCUCUGGAUCCCCUUGGGUCUGACUUGGUGGACAAGUUUCCAGCACCCUCAGUUAGAGGAUCACGCCUGGACACCCGGCCCAUCCUGGACUCUCGCUCUAGCAGCCCCUCUGACUCAGACACCAGUGGCUUCAGCUCUGGAUCAGAUCAUCUCUCAGAUUUGAUUUCAAGCCUUCGCAUUUCUCCACCUCUGCCCUUCCUGUCUCUGACAGGGGGUGGUCCCAGAGACCCUUUAAAGAUGGGGGUAGGGUCUCGGAUGGACCAAGAGCAAGCUGCUCUUGCUGCAGUCACUCCCUCCCCAACCAGUGCUUCAAAGAGAUGGCCAGGAGCUUCUGUGUGGCCAUCCUGGGACCUCCUCGAAGCUCCCAAAGACCCCUUCAGCAUAGAGAGAGAGGCCAGGCUGCACCGACAAGCUGCAGCUGUGAAUGAAGCCACCUGUACCUGGAGUGGCCAGCUUCCUCCCCGGAACUAUAAGAACCCCAUCUACUCUUGCAAGGUGUUUCUAGGAGGUGUUCCUUGGGAUAUUACAGAAGCUGGAUUAGUUAACACCUUCCGUGUUUUUGGCUCUUUGAGUGUGGAGUGGCCUGGUAAGGAUGGCAAGCACCCCCGGUGUCCUCCCAAAGGGUAUGUGUAUCUGGUCUUCGAACUAGAGAAGUCUGUCCGAUCCUUGCUUCAGGCUUGCUCUCAUGACCCGCUGAGCCCAGAUGGCCUGAGUGAAUAUUAUUUCAAGAUGUCCAGCCGAAGGAUGCGCUGCAAGGAGGUGCAGGUGAUCCCAUGGGUAUUAGCCGACAGUAACUUUGUCCGGAGCCCAUCUCAGAGGCUUGACCCCAGCAGGACGGUGUUUGUCGGUGCUCUGCAUGGAAUGCUAAAUGCUGAGGCCCUGGCAGCCAUCUUGAACGACCUAUUUGGUGGAGUGGUGUAUGCCGGGAUUGACACAGAUAAGCACAAGUAUCCCAUUGGAUCUGGUCGUGUGACUUUCAAUAACCAACGGAGUUACCUGAAAGCAGUCAGCGCUGCUUUUGUGGAGAUCAAAACCACCAAGUUCACAAAGAAGGUUCAGAUUGACCCCUACCUAGAAGAUUCUCUGUGUCAUAUCUGCAGUUCUCAGCCUGGUCCUUUCUUCUGUCGAGAUCAGGUCUGCUUCAAAUACUUCUGCCGGAGCUGCUGGCACUGGCGGCACAGCAUGGAGGGCCUGCGCCACCACAGCCCCCUGAUGCGGAACCAGAAGAACCGAGAUUCCAGCUAGAGGAGCUGGCCUUGCCCAGUGGCCUGUGGCGCCCGAAGCUGGCAGGUCAGGCAAGCAGCUUGCACCACCCUGCCACUGGCGACCAGGGAGCUGGCUUCCCGAGGACAAGGGAAAGUUGUAGUCACCUUUGCACUUGCUGAAUCUGUCUUUGUUUCUGCACUAAUUAAUGCACAUUGAGUUUUGUCGGGUUUUGUUUUCGGGGGUAUACCAAGGGCAAGGACCCUCUGGCUUACCCUCCAAGCGACUCUGUAGUUUUCCCAGAUUUUAGUUCCUCAUUUUGCAGAUGAAAAGCGGAAAAAAAAAAAAAAAAAAAAAAAAAAAAAAAAACUACGUGUCCAGAAGGUAUUGAGGUAUUGACACGGAUGCCUACACCUAGGUUUAUUUAUUAAAAGCGCUUUUUUACAUUCCUUGCAAUACUGAUGGUGGUGAUGCGCAGGUCUCAUUGGUUUCAUUCUUGCAGUUGCCAUACAGUGCCUUUCCAUUUAUUUAACCCCCACCUGAACGGCAUAAACUGAGUGUUCAGCUGGUGUUUUUUACUGUAAACAAUAAGGAGACUUUGCUCUUCAUUUAAACCAAAAUCAUAUUUCAUAUUUUACGCUCGAGGGUUUUUACCGGUUCCUUUUUACACUCCUUAAAACAGUUUUUAAGUCGUUUGGAACAAGAUAUUUUUUCUUUCCUGGCAGCUUUUAACAUUAUAGCAAAUUUGUGUCUGGGGGACUGCUGGUCACUGUUUCUCACAGUUGCAAAUCAAGGCAUUUGCAACCAAGAAAAAAAAAUGUUUUUGUUUUAUUUGAAACUGGACCGGAUAAACGGUGUUUGAGCAGCUGCUGUAUAUAGUUUUAAAUGGUUUAUUGCACCUCCUUAAGUUGCACUUAUGUGGGGGGGGUGGGGUUGAUAGAAGUUUUUAAUCACAAAGUCACAGGACUUUUUUCUUUUGUAACUGAGCUAAAAAGGGCUGCUUUUCAGUGGGGGCAGAUGAAGGCUCACAGGAGCCCUUUCUCUUAGAGGGGGCAAGUACCCUUCCCUUAUAUCUUUAAUUUGAGGAAUGUAUGAGAUAACAGUUGCAGUUGACGGAAAUGCCACUGGAAUUUGAAAACUUGACUUUUUUCUUUCUUUCCUUUUUUUUUUUUUUUUUUAAAAAAAAAUACAAAAAAAAAAACCCACAAAAACUACUUGCCCCUCCUAGGGAAGCUGUGUGCCAAAGAACCAGUGUCAUAACCCCUCCCUCCUGCUGAGCUGACGUUGCAUUGUUGCAUAUCCCAGCUACUCUGUGGGUUUUGUGAAGCUGUGUGUGAAGUCUCUACCUCAUUGUAGUAUAUGCAGGCAAGACUGCACUCUCCUACAGAUGUGUGGAGUAAGCUGUGGUGUAGUUUUUUUGGCACAUAAUAAACACGUUGCAGCAGA
Nomascus leucogenys (northern white-cheeked gibbon) is the source of this 4981-nucleotide messenger RNA. Lineage: Eukaryota; Metazoa; Chordata; Mammalia; Primates; Hylobatidae. The record is from RefSeq and is a predicted model, not a curated record.